Diversispora eburnea is the source of this 124-nucleotide messenger RNA. The record is from the annotation of a GenBank genome assembly. NCBI's taxonomy places the organism in Eukaryota, Fungi, Glomeromycota, Glomeromycetes, Diversisporales, Diversisporaceae.
AAGAUGUAUUAUUACUAGUGGUGUUAAUGAUAGUGAUGGAAUUAGAAGGAUGGUGGUAGGAUGUUCCAUUAAUGUUAUUAUUAUUGGAAUUGAAUUUGGAUUAGAUGAAUUGGAAGAGGUUUAA